Molecule: messenger RNA, 1044 nt
Organism: Zychaea mexicana
Lineage: Eukaryota; Fungi; Mucoromycota; Mucoromycetes; Mucorales; Lichtheimiaceae
Exons: 3
Coding region: 1-1044 (347 amino acids)
Molecular function (GO): oxidoreductase activity, acting on the CH-CH group of donors, NAD or NADP as acceptor
Source: RefSeq, a predicted model, not a curated record
AUGGUGAAAAACACGCAAGUCAUCUUUUCCAGAAUUCCAGACAGCUACAUCCCGGAGGUUGGAAAGGACAUGGCCAUCAAAGAAACAGAGUUUGACCUCGACGCGCCACUUUCGAAUGGACAAUUCAUCUUGAAGCAACUUUCUCUCUCUAUCGACUCGUAUAUGCGCGGACGGAUGCGCGAUCCAAGCGUCAAAUCGUAUGUUGACGCGUUUGAAAUCGGCAAACCCCUGAAAUGUGGAACCAUGAGUCUAGUUACCAAGUCCAACAACCCCAAAUUUAAGGAGGGUGACCUUGUUCAAUCUUCAGGCGGAUUAUUUGAGCAAUACACCUUGGUCCAAGACGAAAAGCAGGCCGAAGAAUACCAGGUCAAAAACGAUCCAAGGGAUACCGGACUUCCCCCGAGUUACUAUUUGGGCUUAUUGGGGAUGCCAGGUAUGACCGCUUAUGUGGGUAUGAUGAAAAUUGGACGCCCAAAGAAAGGCAAAACACUCUACGUCUCUGCUGCAGCAAGCUCCGUGGGUCAGCUUGCAGGUCAAAUUGGCAAAGUAUAUGGCAUGACCGUAGUAGGGUCGGCAGGAGCCGAUGACAAAACGGUGUAUCUCAAGGAAAUCGGGUUUGACGAGGCGUUCAACUAUAAAAAUGACGAUAUCAGUACUAAACUUAAAGAAGUCUGUCCCAAAGGAAUCGAUAUCUAUUUUGAUAAUGUCGGUGGAAAGACUCUUGAAGCUGCGAUUGCAAAUUGCAAUAAUUAUGGCCGAAUUGUGGCCUGUGGUAUGAUUUCUCAGUAUGCCGAGCAUCCAGAAACUGCACACAAUCUCAUGCAGAUUAUUGUGAAGCGAUUACGCGUGGAGGGAUUUAUUGUCAGUGAUGAAGCGGAUAUGAAGGAGCAGUUCCGAAAGGAUGUGACACAAUGGCUGCUGGAUGGAAAAAUCAACUACAAAGAAAGUGUCGCAGAAGGAAUCGAAAAGGCACCAGAGGCAUUGAUCGAUGUUUUGCAAGGAAAGAACCUCGGUAAACAAAUCAUCAAAGUCGCUGAUGAGUGA